Messenger RNA from Periophthalmus magnuspinnatus, 3739 nucleotides. RefSeq names its product Rho guanine nucleotide exchange factor (GEF) 37 (gene arhgef37). The record is from RefSeq and is a predicted model, not a curated record. The transcript is spliced from 15 exons. Gene Ontology annotation, molecular function: protein binding; guanyl-nucleotide exchange factor activity. NCBI's taxonomy places the organism in Eukaryota, Metazoa, Chordata, Actinopteri, Gobiiformes, Gobiidae. Gene Ontology annotation, cellular component: cytoplasm. Bases 328 to 2658 code for a protein of 776 amino acids.
GUGAAAAGUGCGCGUACGUCCUCCUCGUCCUCCCCCCUCCCAUCUCUUUUAUUUCCCUGUGAAAAACCCCAAAUACUACCUCCUCCUUCUCCUCCUUGAGCCCAUCCCCCUCCACCUCUCCACUCUCUCGUAGCGCACGCGUCUUGGCCACAGCGGACGCAACAACCCGCUAUGCGCCAAACAACCAAACUUUGAUCCGACUCGCGUGUUCGUGUGUGGAUAGCUGAUUUUGAUGCAGGACUGCGCUCCUCUGCACCACUUUUCUCUGCCUGUGAGCCGGGAGACGCACGGAGCGGUGUGCUGAGCUGUAAUCACACGUGACCCAUCAUGGAGGUGCCCCCGCGGCCCCAGCCCCCCACCCUCCUCCUGCCUCUGGACCGGCCCAUGAUGCCCGACCUGCUCCAUGACCACACCCAGUUGGACGAUCUGUUUAGCCCCGAAGACGACGACUUUUUUGUGGGAUCGGACGAGAGCUCAGACCUGCUGGACUGCAACUCCUCCGUGUUGAACAUGAGUAUCUGCUCACAGGACAGUUUUAUCGAGCUGAAGGAGCAGAGCGAUGAAGUCCAGAGGAAAAGUGAAGAGGAGAAAUCCCAGGAGAUCCAAGCUCAGAGACAGAAUCUGGCUCUUCAGGAACUGCUCGAGUCGGAACGAAACUACCUCCGAAUGUUACAACUGAGCUCUGGAUUCAUCCGGGAAAACCUGCUCAAAAUACAGCCUCCCCUUGUAAACGUGGACUGUCUGUUCGAGCAUCUGCCUGAGGUGGUCUCUGUGACCAGUCGACUCCUUGACUCUGUGGACCAGGACCAACUCCAGCCCAGAGACCCUAACUUCCUCCAGAACUUCUGUAACGCCUUCCUCAGCCUCUCCUCAGACAUGGAAAUGGCCUAUAAAGAAUAUCUGUCCAACUACAACCAGGUGACCACGUGGGAGGUCAACUGCAAACAGAAGGAGGCGCUGUGGGACCAGGUCGUCAAAGUCCUCAAGAGCUCUGCUCCGGAGUUGAAGGCGUCCUCUCUGAGUUUCUUCUUGGUGAUGCCGGUGCAGAGGAUCGCGCGUUAUCCUCUGCUCCUCCAGACCAUCCUAAAGCACACAGACCCCUCCCACCCCGCGUACGCCCUUCUGGAGAAGACCGCCCACACCUCUGUCAACAUCAACUGUCGCAUCAAUGAGUACAAGAGGAUCAGGGAGUUCAGAGAAGUCGCUAAUAAAUACAAGAAGACAGAGACCCUGAGUAUUAAAGACAUGAUAAACCGACUGAACACUCACAGCAUCUUUAAGAAGACAGCACGCCUCAGCCAGCAGAUCAAACAUGAGACUGGCAUUGUUCCUAAGUUGGUGGAUGAGGAGUUUGACGCUCUGGAGGGAUUCUUUUACCUUUUGGAGAAAUGUAUCCUGGAACUUUUGGAGAACGUGGAGACCUACCUCAGCCACCUACAGGCCUUUCUCUCGUAUAAGACGGAGGAGUUUGACCUCUACAUGGACGCUCAGAGAGAGGCUGUCUGUUAUAAAGAGAUUACCACAGCGCUCAGACAGUGGAUCCUGCCCACGUUUGAAAAGCGAUUACGUGCCCUCAUUCACAAACCUCUCUGUGCGCUCCGGGACCUCCUAGUCGGACCCAGGAAUCUGAUCCGGAAAAGACUGGACAAACUUUUGGACUACGAGCUUAUUGAAGCCAAGAGCAACCUGAGCUACGAGGAGCAGGCUGCAGCCAAUACGUACAAGACAAUGAACACCCUCCUCCUCACAGAGCUGCCCCGGUUUAACACAGUGUCUCUGCAGCUCAUCUGGAGGCUCCUGGGGACGUUCAGCUGUUUACAUAGAGACCUGGCCUCAGACAUGACACAGCUCUUCCAGACCUUUGCUACACAGCUCCCUCACAGCGGGAUGAGCUCCAGUGCAUUCUGGGAUUGGGCGGAGGCUGCUGUGAUGGAGGGCAUGAGGAAACUGCAGGAUCUGUGUCAGACUGUGGAGGAGGCUCUCAGCGCACCUGUCUCCAUGCCGGUGCACCCAUGUUGGGCCCUCCGCUACCAUCAGCUGUGUCAGAAGCACCCUCAGGAGCGGAUCUUCGAGGCGACGUGUGGAGUGGUGGGCAGCAGAGACCUGGACCUGAGCCUCAUUAAAGGGGAGCUGGUGGCUGUGGUCAGUGAGAGGGACAGUAAAGGAGACCGCAGGCGCUGGCUCGUCGACGCUGGAGGAAAAAGAGGUUACGCUCCUGCCUCUAAACUGAGACAAUACCAGGCACCACCAGCAGAGGGCCCCCCACCUCCAUCUCCACAGCCCAACAGAGCCGACACCAAACUAGAGGGGAGGCACCUGUCCAAGAGCUUAGACCGUCGCCCCUCCCCGCUCUCUCUCUCCCCCCUCUCUCCCUCCGCCUCUCCAUCCAGCCCUGUGAUUCCCGUCAAACCCAGAGCUCCUCCUUUAUCUCCAGCUAUGCCCAUUUUUCAGGUGGUGGCAGCGUACCCGUUCACAGCCAGAGGUCAUCGGGAGGUCUCUCUCGGGGCGGGAGAACCAGUGCGAGUCCUGGAGCCUCAUGAUAAGAAGGGGAACCCCGAGUGGAGCUUAGUCCAGACACAAGGGGGGCAGAGCGGGUACGUGCCCUCCAACUACCUCACCACGGUCCCACAGAUGAGCUACCUACGGCCGUACCCCUGAGAGACUACCGUAGAGACUGGCGCUAGUGUCGCUUUUGCACAAUUUUAUUUUAUACUAUUAGUUAUCAGUGUUGAAGUAUUGGACGAUCAUCUGCUAUUUAUUCAGUGGCCUUUGAGCAAGCACUAACUGAACACAGCAAAAAACAAAAAUGUCUAGGUUUUAUUAAAAUGAUUUGUAAUUUUGAAUCUCUAUUCCAGUCGUUUAUACAAUUUGAUAUAUUUUAGUCACAUAGUAGCCAUUUUACUAUUUUCUAUUUCUAUUUUCUAUAAUACCAUCUGUUAAUAUUAAAGAUACAAUAUUUAUCAUUUCUGGUGGGUCAAUGCCCUCCGUGUCUCCAUGGAGAUGCUAGUGUUUGGACUUGAAUGCUCCACAGUAUGGCAUUACACUCUCUAUCUUGCAUUAUUUCAUUGCAAGUGUUUUUAUUGCUUAAAAAUAACUUUCAGAGCAUGCAUUUUUACAACAUGUAGCUGGGUCGCCGCUCCACAGAUAUGACCUGGAACUUGACCUUUUAGUGUCAGCUACUUGGAGAUGGAGAUAUUGUAGAUAUAGUUUAAUGCCAUGCUGUAGGACAUUCUAGGCAUAUUCCCCACCCCAAAAGUUACAGAAAAGUUCACUUUUACACAUCGCAGAAAUAUAUUUAAACUAUAACAGAUAUUGUAGGUCAAAAAAGAUUUAUAAAACUUAUCACUCACAAUUCAAGUCAUUUUAAGAUAAUCUCUAGACAUUACUUUGUGGCUGUGGGUUUGUGUAUUUUUUUUUACUAAAAGGUGUUACUGAGAAGAUAUCCUAACUGCUUUGGUAUUAAAAAGCACCCAAUUUUUUUUUUUUUUUUGUUGUUGUUUUUUUUUAUUCUAGCACAAAAGCUAACUAUAAGCAACUAUAAGCAGUUUAAUGAAGGGACAGUAGCAUCGUUGCUGUUGCUGUUGUUGUUGUGAUUAUUAAUACAUUGUCCUUUGUUGAAUGCACAACCUGGAAUGUUGAUGUAGAUAUGUAAAAUGUUGUAAAAAUGCAAGUAUUUAUUUAUAAAAUGUGCCCAUAUGUCGUGUUCCAUUUGACUUGACCAAAAUAUAUGAAGGAAGCU